Messenger RNA from Lycium barbarum (goji berry), 3155 nucleotides. RefSeq names its product eukaryotic translation initiation factor 4G-like. Gene Ontology annotation, cellular component: eukaryotic translation initiation factor 4F complex. The record is from RefSeq and is a predicted model, not a curated record. Gene Ontology annotation, molecular function: translation initiation factor activity; protein binding; mRNA binding. NCBI's taxonomy places the organism in Eukaryota, Viridiplantae, Streptophyta, Magnoliopsida, Solanales, Solanaceae.
UCAAAAUUGUGACAAGUCAUUUUAGUUUCUCUUUAGUAUGGGUGCAAUACGCUUAAUUUUUAGUAAAUUCUUGAAGUCAUCAUGUAUGAUUUGCUAUAUCCACUACUCCACUUAGAUGAUCUCACUUAUUUAGGUUAUGUUCUUACUUAGGUGAGAAAUAGAUUUUUGGCCUUUUAUAUUAUUUUUUUUAGUUUUAUGAUCUUUUUAUGAGAUAUCUUUAUUUUUUACAUCAGAGAUCGGAAAAAAACAUAUAAGAGAUCUGAAAAUGAUAUUUUUUUCAUAUUUCACCAUCAUCUCCAUCAUAUACCAAAAUUUGUGGAAAAGUGUCUGACGAAACAAAAACUGAAUAUCGUCGCGUUCAAGGAUCAAGUCCAAAGGAUAAACCUAUGAAUAAGGUGAAAAAUGCAAACUCCCGGGGAAAGAAAAAGAGAGAAAUUCUUCAGAAAGCUGAUGCAGCUGGGGAUACGUCUGAUCUUUAUAUGGCAUUUAAGGGACCCAAGGAGAAACUACAGUCUUCUGUUUCUUCAGAAAGUGUUGAGAGCUGUUCCAGUCUCACAGCAAGGAAGAUAUCAUCAAGUUCUAAUGAAGAUUUUUCAGCAAAUGAAGAUAAAAAGAGUACAGGUGAACAAAACAACUGGGAAGAUGCUGCUAUGUCAACUCCAAAGUUGGAAACUUCUGGUGACAAUAAGAUCAUUAAUGAUAAUCUUAGGCAUCCAAAUGGUGGAAGUGUCACUACAGGCAAAAAGAGAUACUCAAGAGAUUUCCUUCUUACCCUUUCUUCUCAUUUCGCUGAUCUCCCUGCUAAUUUUGAAGUUCCAUGGCAUAUGGUGGAGGCCCUUUUAAGUCCUAAUUCAAAAGGGGUGGAUUUUAACAAGCAUGGUCCAAACCCCUGUCCUGGACAAACUAAUAGCAGACAAGGCAGCUCGUCUUGGUCUGAGAACCGUCCUACUGGAAUGGUGGAUGAUGGCAGGUGGACCAAUGAGCAACAUACUGAUAUCAACCAAGGGGGAAACGCUAACGGUGCUCGUCCAGGAAGAGGAAACCACAAAAAUAUGAGGAAUCUACAAGGACAGCCACCUAGCCAAUAUGUAUCUGUGUUUCCUGCAGGAACAAUGCUACCAUUAGCCUCUCAGGGAGGAGUACAACAUAUUCUGUCCGAUGCCAACCGCUGGCAGCGGGUUUCUGGCUCUCGAAAAGGUUCAAGUCCUUCUCAUCCACUGCAAGUUAUGCACAAAGCUGACAAGAAAUAUGAGAUACGCAAAGUGACUGAUGCAGAAGAGGCAAAACGUAGACACUUGAAAGCUAUCCUCAACAAGCUAACUCCACAAAAUUUUGAGAAGUUGUUUGAGCAAGUAAAGGAGGUUAAUAUUGACAGUGCUACCAUUCUUGCUGGUGUCAUUUCACAGAUAUUUGACAAAGCUCUAAUGGAGCCAACAUUUUGUGAGAUGUAUGCAAAUUUUUGUCAUCAUCUAGCCGGGGAACUUCCUGAUUUUGUGGAGGACAAUCAGAAAAUAACUUUCAAGAGACUUCUCCUUGAUAAAUGCCAGGAGGAGUUUGAGAGAGGUGAAAGAGAAGAAGCAGAAGCUGACAGUAUGGAAGAGGAUGGAGAGGUGAAGCUGUCAGAGGGAAAGAGAGAGGAGAAGAGGUUACAAGCACGAAGAAGGAUGUUAGGUAACAUAAGACUGAUUGGGGAAUUAUACAAGAAGAAGAUGCUUACAGAGAGGAUAAUGCAUGAGUGCAUCCAGAAAUUGCUGGGGCAGUACCGGACUCCAGAUGAGGAAGAUAUUGAGUCUCUAUGCAAGCUUAUGAGCACUAUAGGAGAAAUGAUCGACCAUUCCAAGGCGAAGGAUUACAUGGACGCCUAUUUUGAUAUGAUGAUGACAAUGGCUAACAAUACAGAUUUGUCUACUAGGGUGAGGUUUAUGUUAAUGGAUAUUAUUGAUUUGAGAAAAAAUAUGUGGCAGCAAAGAAGAAAAGUAGAAGGCCCCAAAAAGAUCGAGGAAGUGCGAAGGGAUGCUGUUCAAGAACGUCGAGCUCAGGUCAGUCGGUCCACUCGUGGUUCAAGCACUGUUUCUUCUGCUAGAAAAGGGCAGCCUGCAGAUUUAGGUCUUCGGCCAUCCAUGUUUUCUUCGCCAGCUCCUCAGAUGACUCCAUUUCGUGGAAUGCCAUCACAAAAUCGUGGAUCUGGAAGCCAGGAUUGCAGGUUGGAAGCUAAACAUCCCCAUGAGAGUAGGAUAUCAUCAGCUGCCUCGCCACAGCGACCUCUUGAUGAAAUGUCGAUUACAGCUAGGGCUAUUCACGGUUUUGUAAUUGCAGCUAUUCAUGAAUUUUACAGUGCAGUUGAUGAGGACGAAGUUGUUCUACGCAUUGGAGAGUUGAACUCACCAAGCUUCCUUCCAAUGAUGUUAUCGAUUUGGGUAAAUGACUCAUUUCAGAGGAAAGAAAGAGACCGGGAUCUUCUAACUCGGCUUCUUAUCAGUCUUACGAAGUCCAAGGUGGUACUGGAUACCAAACAGCUCAUUGAGGGGUUUGAAUCAGUUUUAGCGACUCUGGAGGAUGAAGUUACUGAUGCUCCAAAAGCAGCUGUAUUUCUUGGUCACAUUUUCGGUAGAUUAAUUAGUGAAAAUGUGAUCUCUCUGAAAGAAACAGGAGGCCUUAUACGACAUGGUGGUGAGGAGCCUGGUCAUCUUCUGCAAACUGGAUUGGGAUAUGAAGUUCUUGAAAGUACAUUUGACCUUAUAAGAUUAGAGAAGGGAGAAUCAGCCUUGCGAGAUAUCUGCAGUGCCUCCAGCACACAGUUGGAAGAUUUUAGACCGCCCGUGCUGUCCAAAUGAACCAUUUUUCUCAUUAGGUGGCCACAAUAACCUUGUUUUCGACGUGGUUAAUCAUUAUUUUACCUAAGAACAAAUGCAGAAGCAGGACAACUGAAUAUGCAGAAUAUUUUGUGUAAUGCUUAGGCGUGUAUACGUGACUAUUGAUAUCAACUUUGUGGUGCAUAUACAGUUUGGCUUACUGGGCUCCUCUAAGUGUUUUUGAAGAUGGUAUAAUGUCCUAGGUGAUUUUUUUAUAUAUGUUCAAGUCUUGAUGGACAGAAUUACCGGGUGCCCGUGUGCUGAUGGGAGGUAGCAGGUACCUCAUGAGAUUAAUCAAGGUGC